UUUUUUUUCGCGCUACACACACCUGCAACACUCAUACACGCGCUCCGGUAUUUUUAAACUCUGCUUAUUCGUUUCCUAUUUUCCUUGCUUUCUUUCUCGCUUUUUUUCUGUUCCUUCUCGGCAAUAAUAGCAAACUAUGAUGACGCCAGAACCACACCCUCAGCACAUUAUCCUGCGACAGCAACACCAGCAGCAGUUGCGGAAAAAGAAACCGUAUCCUCCGUCCAUACCUGCCGCAACCUUGUGGGCUACAGCAGAUUAUCCGCUUGCCAAACGCAGAAUGCCUGUUGCCCCGUUAAUACGUCUCUCUGGCAUUGAUCGAUUACCACCACAGCAGCAGCUGCACCAUCUCCAACAGCAACUAUACCCUGAACGACGACCACAGACGCCACCGCCUGCAUACACAGGCACACUGCCACCCCGAUACGAAGACAUCAGCCACUAUUCGGAUGACGAUGAGCCAUUGGCACGGAUACAGCAGCGACGCAAGACCCUCGGUGACGUUACCGGAUUUGACAGAAGAGGAGUUCAGAAGGGAGCCUCGCACAACGAUAACAAAAACAGUAACAGCAGCAGCAGCAGCAGCAGCAGCAGCGACGAGUCAAGUGAUGAAUACGAAACACUGGACCAAGUGCAGCAACGUCUAAAAUCUGCCGGUGCAUACGGUCUCACCAAACAAUAAACAUCCGCUCUCUCAUACGCAUCCUCCGCCAAGUGCUUCCAUAAUAUAUCAUAAACAUUUACUACUUAGACCUAGUAGUAAUAAUAGUAGCAAUACUCUGUAGUACAGCAGUGAGCUAUGCACCCCCCCUUCUUUUCUGUACAUGUAAUCUCCAUCAUUAUUGUCUCGUAAUAGUCUACAUUUUUGG
Molecule: messenger RNA, 869 nt
Organism: Zychaea mexicana
Lineage: Eukaryota; Fungi; Mucoromycota; Mucoromycetes; Mucorales; Lichtheimiaceae
Exons: 1
Coding region: 137-682 (181 amino acids)
Source: RefSeq, a predicted model, not a curated record